UUACAAGUAUCUUAUAGUUUUCUUUAAUUAUAUCAAGGAACGUAUUAUCAUUUAAUAAUCUUGCUUGUUUUGUUAUUUGAACUUUAAGUAAGUUGUACUUAUAUAGUUAUUUCUAAUAUUCAUUCCGAACAGAAAGGUUGUGGCUACUCGUGUCUUUUGGUGACAAACAAUAUUUAAAAAGUCAAAAAUGGCGCCGUUGAUAAAAACAGUGCAAAUAUCUACAAAGGAAUUACAAGAUACAGACGUAAUAACUAAAUGUGCACCUAGGAUAUAUAACAUAGUAUAUCUUAGAGUUUUACAAUAUACUGUUUUACAUAUAUUUGCCGCGUACGGACUAUAUCUUGGGAUAACAGCGGCUAAAUGGAAGACAAUCAUAUCAUUUUGUAUAUUCUUAAUAGCCAGUGUCGUGGGUAUAACUGUGGCGGCACAUCGAUUGUGGUCGCACAAGGCUUUCAAGGCGACUAUGCCGCUACAAAUUGUACUAAUGCUGUUCAACUCAAUAGCUUUCCAAAGCACAGCUAUUGAUUGGAUACGAGAUCACAGACUUCAUCAUAAGCACAGUGAUACAGACGCGGACCCUUACAACGCAUCUCGCGGAUUCUUCUUCUCGCAUAUUGGCUGGUUGCUGGUGAGGAAGCACCCACUGGUACUGAAGAAGGGGAAGACUGUCGACAUGAGCGACAUCUACAACAAUCCAGUGCUUAAGUUCCAACAAAAACACGCUGUCAUUGUCAUCGGAUUAUGCUGUUACGUCGUCCCGACCAUUAUUCCUAUAUAUUUCUGGAACGAGACAUUCUCCAAUGCCUUCUAUAUUAAUACCCUUCGUCACGUCAUUGGUCUACAUUUAGCAUUUAGUGUGAAUAGUUUCGCCCACUUAUGGGGUACUAAACCGUACGACAAAUCUAUAUUACCUGUACAAUCUUUAUUUGUUUCCUUAAUAUCGGGUGGUGAAGGUUUCCAUAACUACCAUCAUGUGUUUCCAUGUGAUUAUAGGACUGCAGAGAUAGGAAAUAAUUGGUUGAAUCCUUCCACUUUAUUUAUAGAUGUAUUGGCAAAAUUCGGUUUGGUUUACGAUUUGAAAUCAACACCGGAAAACGUCAUAAAUAACAGAAUAAUUCGUACUGGAGAUGGAAGUAAUGUUUGGGGGAUUAGUUAAGGUUAUUGUAGAGAAGUUGCCUAUAUAUAUAAAUAAAAUUUGAGUGUCUGUU
Papilio xuthus (Asian swallowtail) is the source of this 1208-nucleotide messenger RNA. Its product is annotated as acyl-CoA Delta(11) desaturase-like. The record is from RefSeq and is a predicted model, not a curated record. Bases 188 to 1156 code for a protein of 322 amino acids. Lineage: Eukaryota; Metazoa; Arthropoda; Insecta; Lepidoptera; Papilionidae. Gene Ontology annotation, biological process: unsaturated fatty acid biosynthetic process. Gene Ontology annotation, cellular component: endoplasmic reticulum membrane. Gene Ontology annotation, molecular function: stearoyl-CoA 9-desaturase activity; iron ion binding. The transcript is spliced from 5 exons.